Molecule: messenger RNA, 2303 nt
Organism: Vitrella brassicaformis
Lineage: Eukaryota; Vitrellaceae
Source: the annotation of a GenBank genome assembly
AUUCAUUGCUCCUCUGCAUAUGGUAUGUCUGUAGCCAUACGGGCGUUUGUUAGCCAGCCAUACAGCCAUGGAGCAUGCAGCGUGCCGUGCCGCGCCACACACCGGCCCCCUCUAUAUCCAUGUCUCACUGACCACUUCCCUCUCUAUCUCUGUGGAUUUUCUGUCUGUCUGUCUGUGUCUGUGUGUGUAUGUAACUCUACGGAACGAAGCGAACGAGGCGACCGAUUGAGAGGUUUUAAGCGCACCCGUACACGUGUUGACGCACGUGGGGCGGGUGCUCCUCUUAUUGCCUACCUGCCUGGCUGGAUGGAUGACGGAUCCAUCCCUCCCCUCUCCCUCUCCCUCUCUCUCUCUGAAGGACUCAUAGGCAGAGACAGACCACGUCUCUAGACAGAACUUCUGCGUCUCUAUAAUUGCGUAGCGGAUCGAACGGAAAAACGAGCAGGCAGACAGACACAGGAAGGAAAACUUGUGCGCGGUUUCCACAGCACGGCACGGACGCAGAGGCCUCACUCAACGUCACAUCACACAUCACAUCACAUCACAUCAGCACCCUCCCUACCCAUAUCAACAACGCAGCCUCCCACACCCAACUCCCCCACCAACCAUCCGAUCCACCCCGCCGAAAUAUCACCCGGGCCGCCGCGCGUAGAUAGAUAAUUCGACAGCAACUUCGCACGUGCCCCGUCACUCCACUCGCUGCCAUCACAUCACUGGCCCCCCGUCCACCGGCCCUUGCUGGCCUUCCUGUCGAGGUAUGCCCUGGUGUGUCGGUUCUCGUGCGUCACGCGCCACCUCUCCAUCCACGGCCCGCCAUUCGUCGUGUCGAACUCGCUGUCGUCACCAUCCCCACCGGCCACCUCAGUCUCGCCCUUGCCGCCUCCCUGUGUGGUGUGUCGGUCGGUCUCGGUGCUGGACCAGUCAAUGGACAGUCCCGGCCGGCUCGCGUCGCGCAUCAUGACGGGCGGCACCAGACCUGCAUGGCAUGAAGGACACACACACAUGUGUUCGUUCGUUGAUAGGGUGUGAGGGUGGGGGAGGGGGUGGUGUGUGUGUGUGUGUGUAUGUACCCCAGAAGCCGGUGGGUUGAGUGGGGUUGAACCAGCGAAGGUCGAGGCUCCAUCGGAUGCCGUCCGAUCGGUUCUGCAGACUGCGGUGAGGGAUGAGAUUGUUGAAGAGCAGCACGCCGCCCACACCGAACUCACAGGUCACCACAUCUCGUGAGAGAUCCACACCUGCCCACCAGAGAGAGAGCCUCAGUGUGCUGUGGUGGGUGUGUUGGCUGCUCUCGCUCUGUCUGUCUGUCUGUCCAUGUGGCUACCGAGAGUGCGCUGCAUUUCGUCUUCAGGGAGGUCGACGUACCAGGUGUUGCCCGCGCAGCAGACGUGCUCAGCCACCUUCUCCCUCCUGUGACCGCCACGCACCAUCUGACCACACACAUACACACACAUUGCCCAGCACACACGCGGCUGUCUGCUGCUGCCGUGGGCUGGCUACCCUACCUGCAGGCAACCGUUGGUCAGGUUGGCGUCAACGAGGGGCACCCAUGCAGUGACGGUGAGGGUGCGGUCCGCCUCUGGUGAAAGAUAAGCAGCAUCUUGGUGCCACGGCACCGUCAGUUGCUGCACACACACCACGAACGACACCACGAGAGGUGCGUCACGUCACUCCCGUGACGCAUUGACGCACCUCGUUUUGGGGAAUCUUUGAGCGGAGGUUCCACACGGGAUGGCCGGCGAUGUUGGGGCCGAUCAGCUGCUCCACGACAUUCAACAGACGCUCGUCGCACCUGACACACAACACAACACCCAGAUAGAUGGGCUGGUUGGCCCUUCCUGCACUGGCUGUCCCCAACCAUAUGGCCUUGAAGGCGUCGGGGCAUCUGGUGGCCUUGUGGAUGAGCACCGCCGCUCCGGGGAAUGCCUUGUCGAGGUGUAUGAGUCGGUCGCGGAAGCCGUACCCCUCGCACCUGUCCGAUAUCUUGCCUGCACAAAUAACACACAGCACACGCACCUUACACACCACACCCGGCUGGGCUGUCCCUCCCUCUCUCUCUUGCUGCUGUACGGACCGUACCAGCUUUGUAGAGUUUGUCUGCGAGUGUGUCGACCAUGGCGUCCAUGGCGCCCCUGCAGGCCUCCAGCUUCUCAUGGGUGAUGUAGUCAGGGAGGAUGACGAAGCCGUCUGUGAAGAACUGUUCGAGCUGCUGCUGAGUGAGCUGCCCGUCCUUCUUGUGCGCCACGGGCGGCGGGAUGGUCGUGAACAGAUUCUCCAUCUUUCAACCCGAAGUCUCUCUCCUUCCA